This is a messenger RNA of Rotaria sordida, 1731 nucleotides long. The record is from the annotation of a GenBank genome assembly. NCBI's taxonomy places the organism in Eukaryota, Metazoa, Rotifera, Eurotatoria, Philodinida, Philodinidae.
AUGGCUGAAUUAAAUGCAAUACCACUUUUCAUUGAAAUGACCAAUGAAUAUCUAAUUGUAUACGAUAUUAUAUGGGCACUUUCAUUUAAUCAAAAUAUUCAACAACAAAUUCGAUCUAAUUUAUCAUUCAUGUUCAAAUUAACUGUGCUAGCCAAAGAAUGUGAUAAUGAACAAAUGUGUAAAAUGAUUCAGGGAAUUCUAUGGAAUCUAGAAAUAAAUCAUGAAAAUCGUCCAACAUCAAAAAUCAAAAAUGAAAAAACAUUUGAUAUUAUGAUUAGUUAUUCACAUAAAGAAGAAGUCCUCUGUAAACAAAUCUAUGAUGAAUUAAUUAAAUCUGGUUAUCGUGUAUGGAUUGAUUUUGAUCAUAUGCAUGGAAAUGUUAUGGAUGCAAUGGCACAAGCUAUUGAGCAAUCACAUACAAUUAUUAUUUGUAUGAGUGAACAAUAUCAAAAAAGUAAUUAUUGUCGAGCUGAAGCAAAUUAUGCAUACCAAAAGCAACGUAAAAUAAUUCCAAUUAUUGUAGAAAAACAUUAUAAACCUGAUGGAUGGCUUUUGUUUCUUAUUGGUCAAUUAUUAUAUGUUGAUUUUAAUAAAUAUGAAUUUCUUCGAGCAAUGGAAUUAUUAUUUAAAGAACUUAAAGUUGCAAAUACAUCUGAAACUCAUGUUGUGCCUGUUGAACCUAAAGAAGAUACUACUGUUGUAGUUUCUACUCUAUCUGUAUCUUCACCGAAGAAAUCAGCAUCACUGAUAUUGUCUCAAAAUAUUAUUGAAUGGACACAAACACAAGUACAAGAUUGGUUAUUAGGACAUAAUCUUGUUCAAAUGUCUCGUCUUCUUACGAAUUGUGAUGGUCGCAGUUUAAUUUACUUGAGCAAGUACACGAAAAGAUGUGAAACGCAACAAAUUUUGAAUUUACUGCAAGAAGAUUCACUUCGAAGAAUAAAUGAAAGUAUAUCAUUAAUUGAAUUAUCCUGUUUUCAGUCUUUAAUGGAUCAACAAAAACGACUUUUUCCAUGGACAGAUGCAAAUAGUAAGAAAAAAGAUUCUCAAGUUUAUUGUUUGAUCAAUAAUGAAAUGAAAGAGACAAGACUAUAAAUGUAUGAAUUGAUGUUUACAUUGUACCGAUUCACAUAGAUGACUCAAUAUAUAUCAAUCCUUAUCCAUAUUUUCCUUGUAUUUUCUUAAUAAAUCUUUUUUUUUGUUCUAAAUCGGUCUUAAGAAUGACGAAUUAUUUACGGGUAGAAUAUGGAGUGCAUGGCGUUUAUUGUACUUAUGCAUACCAAAAGUACAGGCGGAAGUACUUUAAUUCAUUAUCAAAAAUUUAACGAAACAUUUUCUCUCUAUGAACGAAUAGUAAAAACAACGCUCUAUUUUUCUGUGCGCUUACAUUCUGCUUUAAGUAAUAUGAUAAUAAAUAUCUAUGCCAAAACAAAAGGCAGAGUGGAUCAUUUUUAGAUAACUUCUGAUAGAAAUACGAUAGAGUGCUGCAGUUGGGUGCGGGUGUAGAUGCCGAUGAAGGAAAAAUGGAUUACAUGUCUUCGGAGAAUAUCCCCGGCAACUCGAUUAUGUCCUAGGGUAAGAGGUAUAUAGAUAUAUAGGUAUAGGAGGUAUAGAGGUAUAGGAGAUGUAGGAGGUAUAGGAGGUAUAGGAGGUAUAGGAGAUAUAGGAGGUAUAGGAGGUAUAGGAGGUAUAGGAGAUAUAGGAGGUAUAGGAGGUAUAGAGGUAUAGGAG